This is a messenger RNA of Parnassius mnemosyne (clouded apollo), 1374 nucleotides long. Lineage: Eukaryota; Metazoa; Arthropoda; Insecta; Lepidoptera; Papilionidae. The record is from the annotation of a GenBank genome assembly.
AUGGAGUACAUAUAUGAAACCGAAGAUACUUACGAAUCGAUUGGAAGACACUAUGCUGGUAAAUCGGUUUUCAUUACCGGUGGUACUGGAUUUUUAGGAAAGGUUUUUGUCGAAAAAUUAUUAUACAGCUGUCCAAAAAUAAACAAAAUUUAUGUACUGUUACGAGAGAAAAAUAAAUUGGACCCUUUUGAGAGAAUUAAACAGCUAUUGGAAUUACCGAUGUUUGAUAGAGCUAGAAAUGAAAGACCGGAAAACUUUGAAAAAGUUGUGCCUUUAUCUGGAGAUGUAACUCUGCCUAACCUUGGUAUAAGCCAAGAAGACGAACAAAUGAUUAUAGAAAAGGUAAGCCACGUAUUUCAUUUUGCGGCAAACGUCAAAUUUAACGAGGAAUUGAAAGUGGCCAUGAACAUUAACGUAGAAGGAACAAAAAAAGUGCUCAAGUUGUGUCAGCGCAUGAAAAAUAUCAAAGUUUUCGUAUACGUAUCUACGGCUUACUCUAACACACAUAAAGCAGUUCUGGAAGAAAUUGUGUACCCACCUCCUGCUUCAAUCGAUGAAGUAUACAGAAUUCUGGAACAGGAAGUAACCAAUGAAGAUCAACUAAAAAAACUUAUUUGUGGCAGACCAAAUACUUAUACCUUCUCUAAAGCACUUGCGGAGAGUCUCGUGAGUCAAGAACAUGGUGACUUUGCUACAAUAAUUAUCAGACCAUCUGUUGUAUCAGCAAGCAUCCAUGAACCACUUACGGGAUGGCUGGAUAACUGGUUCGGUGCCACAGCCCUUCUCGCCACCAUUGCUAAAGGUCUUACUCGUAUUCUACUAAGUAGGAGCACUAACGUUUUAGACCUAAUUCCUGUUGACUAUGUGUCUAAUCUCAUCGUUGCGGCAGCUGCUAAAUGCAAAAGAUCAAAAGAAUUAACUGUCUACAACAGUUGUACUAGUGAUGUAAAUCCAUUAACAAUGGCUGAAUUCGGCAGGCUUAUUACUGAAGACAGCGUGAAACACAAUUUCCAUGAAAUAAUUUGCCCAACAUUGUUUUUUACGCAGUCAGCAUGGUUGCUAAAUAUUUUAACACUAAUCAUGCAAAUAAUACCAGCUUUCAUAGUUGAUUGUUGGCUACGUUUAACAGGAAGACCACCCAGGUUUAUGAAGAUGCAGAGAAAGAUUCUACAAACACGUAGUGCUUUGCAGUACUUUACAUCACAUUCCUGGCAAAUGAAGUGUCAACGCACUCAGGAUCUAUUUGCUUCAUUGUCGGUUUCAGAUCGUCUCGAGUUUCCUUUUGAUCCAACACAUAUCAAAUGGGACGAGUAUUUACCAAUCUAUUGUAUGGGUAUCCGAAAAUUCUUGUUCAAAUUAUCCACACGAGAUUAA